GAGAGAGUGAGUUAGACAGAGAGAGACAGAGGGAGACGGGGGGCAGUGGGCGGAGCCAGGAAUCCACGGAGCGGCGUAAACUAAGUUGUCAGAAAAGACAAGCAGCGGCUCCGGGAACAACUUGUCGAAAUCUCCGCUGACUUUUUUUCUUUCCCGGAACAGAAGCGACGGAAACAAACGCCAGUGAAAGAGAAGGAACCACGGCGGCGGGAAUGAAGUAGGACGGAAGGAGGCGAGGUGGCCCGAACAGGAGUGACCGUGGAGAGAGGAGCAGCGGAGGAGCGAGAGAAGGAGGAACCAGGAGCGACAGCGUGAGCCACAGGUAACCCGUCCCCGUGCUGCUCCAGCCCGCGGUAAAACACUAACGCCGCCGUGUCAUGAGGAGUCCCCGGAGUGAGGAGGCACCGCUGUAGGAGACAGGACAGACAAGAUAAAAGAAAAGGACACAUUUGGGUGAAAAGGAGGAGCAGCUGCAGCAGGAGGAGAAGGAAGGGGAGGACCACGUUCCCGCUGCUGCGUCCGUCCGUGAGUCCGAGAAGGAAAGCGGUCUCCCGGCUACGGGAAGAGCCGUCAUGUCCCGGAGGAAGCAGAGCAAACCCCGGCAGAUUAAACGGGCCCUCGGAGAGCUGGAUGGUGGCGAGGACAGCACGCUGGACAGCCACAGCCUGUCAGGGGAAGAGGGCGGAGUCUCAGACCCCGACGGUUCAAUAGAGGGCGACAACAGCUGCUCUAGUCCGCCCCCCCCACCAUACAGUGAAGAGCUGCAGGACUCACGAGGAGGAGGAGGAGGAGGAGGUGAAGGUGGAGGAGAAGAAGAUGAUGGAAGUGAAAGUCUAAACAUUGAUGAAGAUAAUGAAGGAGAAAAGGAGGAGGAGGAGCCAGGUCUGAUGCUGAGUGGUGGGGAGGAAGAAGAGGAGGGACGUAAAGAGGAGGCAGUGACAGCGUCACGGUGGACCGGACCAGACGAGCUGCAGAUUGAUGGAGACCACGACGACGUCAACAGGAGGGUGGUGGCCCUCAGACGGCUUCGCCCAGAAACCACAUGGGGCCCUUAUCCUGGAACCGUCCAAUCAGGGAGCAGCACGGAGGAGCAGGAGGAGCAGGAGGAGCAGAAUUCCAGGUUGGCUGUAGUGUGUAAGGAUUCAGACUGUUGGAUCAGUCAACUUCCUUUGACCUCUGACCUCUUGGCAGCCAACUGUACCAUCUACAGCCGAGGUGAGCAGCUCUUCUGUAAACUAACCCAGGAGCUCGGAGCGGGGGAGGGGCUGUUGGCGUCCCUGCACUCGUCUGCCCCCCCUGCUGCUCGUUCCGCCCCCUCCUCUCCGUCCCAGCCCCGUCCCUCUCCUCCUCUCGGCCUGGAGGUGGUGGUGAAGGAUGAGCCGGUCUCGUACCCUGCGGCGCUGCACUCUGACAUCCAGCUCCUCCCCCAGCAGGCGGGCAUGGCCGCCAUCUUAGCCACCGCCGUCGUCAACAAGGACAUCUUCCCCUGUAAGGACUGUGGGAUCUGGUUCCGCAGCGAGAGGAACCUCCAGGCUCACCUCAUGUAUUACUGUGCCAGCCGUCAGAAGCAGCCCGCCGCCGCCGCCGCCGCCGCCUCCUCCUCCUCACCGCCGCCAUCAUCUCAGGACAAACCCAAAGAGUCCUACCCCAACGAACGCCUCUGCCCCUUCCCACAGUGCAACAAGAGCUGCCCCAGUGCCAGCUCCCUGGAGAUCCACAUGAGGACACACAGUGGUGAACGUCCAUUCGUCUGUCUCAUUUGUCUGUCGGCCUUUACCACUAAAGCCAACUGUGAGCGCCACCUGAAGGUGCACACAGACACACUGAACGGCCUGUGUCACGGCUGUGGAUUCGUGUCCACCACCAGGGACAUCCUCUACAGUCACCUGGUCACCAGUCACAUGGUCUGCCAGCCAGGAUCUCGCAGUGAGGUCUACUCACCUGGACCAGGACUUCCCAAACUUCCCCUGUCCACUGGUCUCAGUCCAGGGGACUCUGGCGUCGUGCUCAAGUGUCAAGUGUGUGGUCACAACUGUGAGUCCCCAGCUCAGCUCCAGCAGCACGUACGGUCCCACCUAGAGGUCAGGGUUCCUGCCGAAAGGAGCUCCACCCCACGUCAAAUGACCCCCGCCUUAGUUGACGCUGCCCAGCUCCAACCGUCUCCGCACGAUCGUGAGCCAGUCGCCUGCACCCCUCAGCCAGAGUCGUCCAGUCCAGGGGCUAACGGCAGCUCGGCCACGCCCCGGGAGUACAGUCCUGGCCCCAUCACAGCUGUGAAGGUUAAGGAGGAACCACAGUCAGACUCGGAGAUGCAGGAGCAGCCGAUGGACAUGAAGGAGGACCGAGAAGAGGGAGAAGCUGCUGACUCAGGGGUGAGGGGAACCACGGAGGGACAAACCAGCACCCUGUCCAGUCAGCGGUCAGGGUCUCCUAAGAGUCCUACCUCAACCGUGAAGGCCGAACCAACUAGUCCAACUCCUGGUUCCAGCCCUGCUCAUGUGGGAGGAUUGGAGUCGGUUCUUCCUGGAGGAGCCGUGUUCCUGCCUCAGUACUUGUUCAACCCUGAGGCAGCAAUUUUGCCCCAGGCCUCAGAAAUCCUGGCUAAGAUGUCGGAGAUGGUGCACAGCCGCCUGAAACAAGGUCAGGCGGUUCCUCCGAGCAGCCCUGCCUUCUUCCCCGCUGGUCCCAUGACAUCCACGGCCGUAGCCACACCUCCUCACAAAGGAGCCACCUGCUUCGAGUGCGACAUCACUUUCAACAACAUCAACAACUUCUACGCACACAAGCGCCUGUACUGUUCCAGCAGGCACCAGGGAGACUGUGCAGCCUCAGCUUCAGUCCCAGGGCUGACCAGGGAUGCAGCCACACCUUUAGCACCGUCCAUGGUGACGCAAGGUCCCUCUGUGUCACCUCAGGGUGGACCAGCGAGCAGAGCAGCUUCAGCUUCUCCACCUGAUUCUGACUGUGCCAAUGGAGAACUGAGGAGAGGGGUGGAGGUGAAGACGGAACCCCCCGUGGGCAGGGAGGGCAUUCUGUCAUCUUCAGAAGGAGAGAUUGGCAGUGCGAGUACGGGAGGAGCAGGUGGAGGAGGAAGGGCCAGUGAGGGCAGCCAGAGUCCUGCCAGUGGUUCAGCUGAGGACCUGGAGGACGAUCCGAACAGAACUUUCUGCGAGGCCUGUAACAUCCGUUUUAGCCGUCAUGAAAACUACACAGUCCACAAACGUUUCUACUGCGCUUCACGCCACGACCCGUCCAACCAGAGAGCCAUUCACCUGGCCAAGGCCACCACCGCUGCAGCCUUCCACCCCCAGCCUAUACGCACACGCAAGCGCAAGAAGAUGUACGAGAUCCACAUGGCCAGGACUGAGGCCUUAGCUAACGCUGCAGCCGCCGCCGCUGCCGCCACUGCCGCCUCCGCCGCCUCGGCUCCGUCACCCUCCAUUCUUGGUAUGGUGGUAAAGCAGGAAGUCGCUUCCGGCGCAGAUGGCAGCUCCAGCCCUGAAGGAGACGGUCCGAUUGACCUCAGUAAGAGACCCCGUCUGCAAGAAGGUCCACGGCAGGGAGCCAAUAGCAGCGUUCAAAUCCCCGCCCUGCCUCUCACCGACUAUCACAAAUGCACCGCCUGCAGCAUAAGUUUCAACAGCCUCGAGAACUACCUGGCCCACAAGACCUACUACUGCCCGGCCACCACGCUCCAGCACCACACUCUGGAGCAGCUGCACAGGCUGAAGCGCUCCGCAUCCACCUCGCCCAAAAGUAGACCGCAGCCGGAGCGUCCAGUGGAGUCCAAAGCCGAGUGGGUGACCCAGUCCGGGGGCUCGUCAUCCAGUCCUCAACCCUCAGCUUCAUCGUCCUCUGUCGCUACUCCUCCUCAUAACUCUGCUGUUAGCACCACCCAGGCACCAGCACCAGGAACCGGAGUCACAGUUUCAGGUACCGCUUCUCUAAUAAGGGUGUGUCCAUACUGCCCCAACAAGCCAAUCACAUGUGACCUAAUGGAGCACUUCAAGAUGGUCCACAGUCUUCUGGUAACAGUCCAACAACCACCAGAGGCGCUGCUGCAGUCCAGCCCUAGUCCCAGAGACACUGGUCCUGGAUCUGCAAGCGUUUCCCAAAGCCCAAACAUCCAGGUCCGACCAAAGGUCCACAGAGAGGACGUCAACGGACAGCUAAAGAGCAGGACGUCUUCUCCUGUCUCUCCAACGGUCAAAAGCACUCCCUCAUCUGGAGGUGAUUCACCAUCCGCCACCUCGCCUCUGUCGAUCUCACCCUCCGGGGCUCCACCGGUGUCACCUGUGCCUGAGGUCCUAAGACAGACGGUGGGGUCGUUCCACUUCUCAGAGAAGGCCACCACGACCGCCCCCGCCCCUGUGUCCAGCCCUGCCCCAGUCGUCGGCGUUAAAACAGCAGUGAUCUCACCCAUCCAGAACGGUAACUCGCGCUUCUGCCGGCUGUGCAACAUCAAAUUCAGCAGCUUGUCCACCUUCAUCGCACACAAGAAGUACUACUGCUCCUCCCACAGCGCCGAACACGUCAAGUGAGCCCAGGGCGUUCUGUUCCUGCUCCGCGGUCGGCUCUCUCUCGCUCUCUUUCCUUUAAAUCUUCCUGAUUGGAGGGUGCCCCUCCCUGUGGUCUGAGAACCGACUGCCGUUGUUGUUCCCUUCGUGCGGCAGCGUCGUACCCAUGGCUAGCACACCUGCCAAUGACAAUGAGCGACUGUUACUUGACGUAGGGCGGGGCCUGGGCUUCCUGAAGCAGGAUCUGCAGCUGGUCUUAUGAACCCUUAUGUUUUGGAUCCGAUGUUGCGCCUCCUAUGGGUCAAAGUUUGCAGUUCACACUAUGCCUCAUUGCUGCCCCCUGUCAUCUUUAUCCCAGGCUUCACAGUGUGUUGGGUAAUGAGAUGAUAAAAUGUCUCUGAUGUUGAUGAUACACAACAUAGAUAGUACAUAGAUUCUGACGGUUGGGGGCGCUAUUUGUUAGUGAUUGUUCAAAAACUAUCAUUUUAAUGAGUCUACGGUCGCGUUCCGUCAUUUUUGUCAUACGGAAAGACCGGGAUUACUGUUAAUUGUUUUGAGUUUUUUUUCUUUAAAUUUUAACCAUCUGUGCAGAUGCUACGCUGAUGAUGUGAUGAUGUGUAAAAAAUAAUUCUAUAAUGCUUUUGGUUUCAACACUGGCUCUUUUUUUCUCUCUAUAGAAGCUGAAGCUGAAAACAGUCGUAUGUUUUCGCCAUGUUACUAAUAACUGAAGGAGAAUAUUUCAAAAUGGACGAUUUUUUCUUUUGUACUAUUUUACUUUGAAAACGUUAGGGAGACUUGUAAGUAAAAAAUGUGAAAUAUUUAUCGUUAGUCCUCACUGAUUUCAUGUCAACAGAAAACUACCUACGAGUGUUGGAGCAUGUUUGUUUUUUAUUUGUCUGUUUUUCAUACUGUCAGAAGGUGGCGGCGUAGGCCGUUUGUUUUGAAGCGUAAAUUUUCCUUUCACGUGGACCACACUGAACCUCGCUGUUAGCAUCACUCUGUUUUAUCUGUUGUCUUUAUUUCACGCCAUUUCAUCCAUUUCCUCCUAUGGUGUUGUCAAAGAGAGUAGAAAAUGAUGCAGCGCCACCUGGUGGUUAGAAAUUACAAAACACAAAAAGUGUCAAUCAAUUUUUUCUCGUGAAAUGUCUCAAAGACACCUCGACGUCAGAACAAAUCAACGACGUGGACACAUUUGUCACGCAGUAAUUGUCAGCGUGAACGCAAAUAUUUUGAAUUAACCAAAUGAAAGUUUUUCAAUAGCCACCUUAAAAAUCUACAUUUCAGCACUGGAAUUCUUUGUAGUCUUCCGACACAGAUCACGUGACCCCUGAGGUCAACGUGCUCUAACGUUUUUUAAUUUAAAUUCUGAUGAUUUCCCAGGGUGCUCUCUGGUUCAACACCAUCUCAUGACACUAAACUGAUUGGUUAAAAUUAUGUUACAUCAUUGGGAACUACCAUCACCGUGGGCUGACACACACA
Molecule: messenger RNA, 5996 nt
Organism: Cynoglossus semilaevis (tongue sole)
Lineage: Eukaryota; Metazoa; Chordata; Actinopteri; Pleuronectiformes; Cynoglossidae
Gene: zfpm1
Product: zinc finger protein, FOG family member 1
Exons: 9
Coding region: 573-4541 (1322 amino acids)
Biological process (GO): heart development; megakaryocyte differentiation; erythrocyte differentiation
Cellular component (GO): nucleus
Molecular function (GO): RNA polymerase II-specific DNA-binding transcription factor binding
Source: RefSeq, a predicted model, not a curated record